This is a messenger RNA of Pungitius pungitius (ninespine stickleback), 2894 nucleotides long. RefSeq names its product forkhead box J1a (gene foxj1a). Lineage: Eukaryota; Metazoa; Chordata; Actinopteri; Perciformes; Gasterosteidae. Gene Ontology annotation, cellular component: nucleus. The transcript is spliced from 3 exons. The record is from RefSeq and is a predicted model, not a curated record. Gene Ontology annotation, biological process: regulation of transcription by RNA polymerase II. The coding region runs from base 202 to 1536 and encodes 444 amino acids. Gene Ontology annotation, molecular function: DNA-binding transcription factor activity, RNA polymerase II-specific; RNA polymerase II cis-regulatory region sequence-specific DNA binding.
CCUCCCUCCUCACGAGCUCAUCAACAGGUGCUUCUCACGCGGACCGAUCGAUCCAUUGAUCGAUACGCUGCCGAUUGGAACUUAAUCCACGUCUCUCUUCUACGUCAUAGCGCACAGAGAGGCCCCUCGUUGUUCACACCGUGUCUCCCCGGUGCCGACAGGCGGUGGCAGGGUGGAGGAGGAGCGGGCUGACGGAGAGCCAUGUUGUCCCUGAGCUGCGCCGUGGGUCCGGAGGAGGUGGAGGUGGUGGAGGCCAACCUGGACGACAGCCUCACGAGCCUGCAGUGGCUGCAGGAGUUCUCCAUCCUCGGUGCCAGCGCGCCCCCGCGCGCGCCCCCGGGCGCACACCUUCACGGGCACCACGCGCCGCCGGGCUCCCCCCUGGCCGCGGACCCUGCCUCCUUCGGCACGCCCCUGACUCCCGGGAAGCCCACGGCGGCGGCCUACAGCCGAAUGCAGGCUCUCCCGGGCAUCGUGGCGCACGGGCACUGCCCCGACGACGUGGACUACAAAACGAACGCGCGCAUCAAGCCGCCGUACUCGUACGCGACGCUGAUCUGCAUGGCGAUGCAGGCCAGCAAGAAGACCAAGAUCACCCUGGCCUGCAUCUACAAGUGGAUCACCGACAACUUCUGCUACUACCGGCACGCCGACCCCACCUGGCAGAACUCCAUCCGACACAACCUGUCGCUCAACAAGUGCUUCAUCAAGGUGCCGCGGCAGAAGGACGAGCCGGGGAAGGGCGGCUUCUGGAAGAUCGACCCGCAGUACGCCGAGCGCUUGCUAAGCGGCGCCUACAAGAAGAAGCGGAUGCCGCCGGUCCAGAUCAACCCGGCACUGCAGAGCCGGCUCCGGAACGACCCCCAGGGGGCCCAGUCAAGAGGCCCCUGGGGCUCCGCAGGAGGGCCUCGCGGCCUGAGCGUCGCCCCCGAGGCCCACAGGCUCCUCCGCGAGUUUGAGGAGGCGACCGGCGCAGACCAGAACUGGGACCCCCACCUCGCCGAGGGCACCAUGCUGGGUUCCUGGCCCGUGGUGCGAGGGAGAGGGGGCCACAAGAGGAAACCAGGCUCCAGGACCGGCGGUGCCAAGAACCCCCGGCGCUGCAGCUCGCCGCUGCUCCCCCCGGACGAGCAGAAGGAGAUCGGGCCCCUGAAGGGGGACUUUGACUGGGACGCCCUGCUGGACUCGGCCCUCAACGGGGAGCUCAGUCUGGACGAAGGAGAACCUCUAAGCCCCAUCCUGAAGGAAGAGGACCUGAGCGUGCGGGGGACCCAGAUCCCUCCCGCGGGGACAUCGGAGGUCCACGUGCUGGUGGAGACCCAGAGGAACACCGACGGGUCGGAUUUUGACCAGGAGACCUUCCUCGCCACCGCCUUCCUGGAGACCCCCUGGCCCGAGGAGGAGGAGGGGGAGGAGGAGGAGGAGCAGGGCCGCAGCGACUUCCUCUGCAGCUCCUCCGUCAGCUUGGACCAGCUGUUUGACCUCGGAGACUCGUUGGGUGGAGACCCGAGCACCCGGAUCGACACCCUCCUCUGAGGAGCAGCUGGUCCUCUUUCUGAAACAAGGAAUAUCAGACUCUCUUUUUUUUAACACUCGAAAAACCCAGAUUGACUUUUUCAAGAUGUGUAAAAUAUUAGAGUUCCUUUUGGGUGUAGAUUCAUGGAGGUCAUUUCCAGAGUCUUUGUUUGCAGAAGCUCAGCGAGGUCUUCAUCUGUGGUCAGUUAAUAAUCUCUGUGCACACAGGCGUUAAUGAUAGUAGUCAAACAGACCAUAAAGCAGCAGACGCCUUAGGGCGGGGCUACAAGGUGAUUGACAGGUCUCCAGCCGAGACGUAUACGCCGUCUAUGCAUCCUGCUCAUAUGAGGUCACUUCCUCUUCUCUGGUUGAAGAAGCAAUGAUGGCCCUGAUUCCUUAAGUCGUCCUUAAACCCACUUCUUAUCAACAGGAAACUCCACCAAGGUCCCUCAGACUCUUUUUAAAGGCACGUUAACGUUUCUAAAUUCACCACAGGGGCUUUUUUUGUCGUAGAACUAAACGCUUCCAUAUCUUCAGCUUGUGUUUAAGACCCGAUCUUGACUUCUAGGAAGGGAAAAUGAGUUGGUUGAUCAAUGUUGAAGGUUUGGGUUUUUAGGGCUAAUGAUCCAUUGCACCGAGCUGUAAUAAGACUUUGACGUGGUCCCAGUGGUGAAAUGUGGUACUACAACAAACCCCUGCAGCCCAGAAAGACCACUUUUAUAAAAUGUAUGUUUUGUCUGGUGAAACAUUGGAACGGUUCGACAGCUUCUUGUUGCUUCAUCAAACAUAAAUGAAGCGUGUGAUACUUUAGGAGGACACGUCCCGGCCUGCAGAUGUGUUCACUGCAAUGACAAACAACACAUUCGCCGAAUGCUUGGUUUCGGAGUGACGUAUCGUAUUUGUGGUUGUGUGCAUCCUAACAUAAAUAAAUUAGAUUUCUAAUGAUCAUACGGGAACAGUUGCUUUCUGGAGGAAAUGGAACAGAUUUGAGUUAUUCUUCAGUUAGUUAAGUAGCAGACAAGUAGUUAAAAACGACUCGAGGCUAAAUUAUCCAACAAGGAGCUACGAAGACCUUUGAAAGGUCUCGUUUAAGACCCUCGUAAAUGAGCAGCCGACCUUCUGUGUGCCAAGAACAACAUUCCUUUUUUUACCUCAAAGACAAAAUGUCCCUUUUUCUGCGUUUAUUUUUUUUUUCUAAACAAAAGAUCUGAAUUCUUUGGAGUCACUAAACCGGAGCUUUACCUUCACUGUCCUCCUCUAGAAUGUGUGAAAGUGCAAUCAAGGAACAGCGAUGAGUUCCCCGGGUUUGUGUUUGUGCGUCUCUGUGACCUCACGCACACAAUGUCACGCUCACUCUUUCUUUUUGGUUUGUUUUACAC